Molecule: messenger RNA, 1891 nt
Organism: Trichomycterus rosablanca
Lineage: Eukaryota; Metazoa; Chordata; Actinopteri; Siluriformes; Trichomycteridae
Gene: sco1
Product: protein SCO1 homolog, mitochondrial
Exons: 7
Coding region: 152-1036 (294 amino acids)
Biological process (GO): mitochondrial respiratory chain complex IV assembly
Source: RefSeq, a predicted model, not a curated record
AUGCAGCUGAUCUGACCUUACACUAGUAUAUGCAAUGAAUUCUUAAUAGGAAGGAUUUAUGCUUGAUAAAUUAUAGUUUGUGACAUUUUAAGUUAUGCUUUCUAAACUUUUUUGUUGCAGAAUUAAAUCGUAAAUUAAAGAAAUAGGAGCCAUGGCUACAGUGGGUUUACACAGAGUUAGGAUGUUUAAACCAUUCAUUCUGACUAGAUUUGGUUCUAGUCCCAGCUUCUGUUAUUUUACCCGAAAUAGGAUAUGUCCAAAUCUGUCAGGCAGGGUAACCUGUACACCGCUGAACAAUACCUUAAUAUGCAGAGGUGUAGGAUUUCCCAGUCUGAGAAGUCUGUCCAGUCUCCCUCCACCACCUCCGUCUGAAGGGGACAAAUCCACCAAGAAGAGUACAGGUCCAGUGACCUGGAAAUCUCUUGCUCUUACACUCGCCCUUGGUGGGACUCUUUUACUUGGAAUGAAAUACUUCAAAAAAGAGAAAGAAGAAAAGCUUGAGAAGGAGAGGACCAAGUCUUUAGGGAAACCUGCCCUUGGAGGUCCGUUCUCUCUCGUUGAUCACAACAAUAAGCCUUCUAAAAGCGAACACUUCAUUGGCAAGUGGGUGCUGAUCUACUUUGGAUUCACACACUGUCCGGACAUCUGUCCAGACGAAAUUGAAAAAAUGAUCACCGUCGUGGAUGAAAUCGAUAAGAUAAAGACGCUUCCAGAUUUAACACCAAUUCUUAUCACAAUCGAUCCAGAAAGAGAUACGUCAGAGGCCUUGGCAGCGUAUUGCAAAGAGUUUUCCCCAAAGCUUAUAGGCAUGACAGGAACAACACAACAAGUUGAGCAGGUGUCCCGAGCCUACAGAGUGUACUAUAGCCAGGGUCCAAAAGACGAGGACAACGACUACAUUGUCGAUCACACCAUCAUUAUGUACUUGGUGGGACCUGACGGUAAGUUUCUGGACUACUACGGGCAGAACAAGAAGGCAGCCGAGAUCUCCUCCUCCAUCGCAUCACACAUGAGAAAGCACAGACGGGCCAGUUAGGAAUAGAAGGAAAAUGCAAAAUGGUCCAACAUUCCUCUACAAAUCAUACAGGACUAGUUAAUUGAUGAUUAAAGCAAACACUGGUUUUACUCUGUAUAAGCAGUAAUUAUUGUGUAAUUAUUAUAGUGUUAUGUUUCUGUUAUUAAGCCCAUUUUUAAUAUGUAUGUUAUUACACCCAGCAGGAUCAGACUUGGCCUGCAUGCUACCAUCAUGCAACACUGCUUCAGUCAGUGUGUAGAUUCAGUGCGUAUACAUUCUCUCUUUCUCUUUUCUAAGGCGAAGCCCAUUUUCUUGAAGGCCAAGUGUAAUUUUCUAUGGAAAAUCUAAUAACGUCCCAUCCAAUUAUUGUAGACACUUAUCCUGAUCACCCUCAGUGGCUUCCACUUCCUGUGCAUCAUCUGAAUCUGAAAGUAGAUCUGUAAUUUACAACCCUGCAAAAAAAAAAAAGAACUGGACAAUAAACACAAAAAGAUAGCGCAUUAAAUACCAAUUAUUAUAAGUUAUCCAGAGUUUAUUUUAUUAUAGUUGGUCGGCACGGUGGCUCGGUGGGUAGCACUGUCGCCUCACAGCAAGAAGAUCCUGGGUUCGAUUCCCAGGUGGAGCAGUCCGGGUCCUUUCUGUGUGGAGUUUGCAGGUUCUCCCCGUGUCUGCGAGGGUUUCCUCCGGGAGCUCCGGUUUCCUCCCUGAAUCCAAAGACAUGCAAGUGAGGUGAAUUGGAGAUACAAAUUUGUCCAUGACUGUGUUUGAUAUUAAAAACUUGAACUGAUUAAUGUAACACAUGAUGUGUAAAACACGGCGUUAAAAUCCAAAUAAAACAAAAAUAAAUUUUAUUAUAGUCUUUUAAAUUGGAAAGAA